Molecule: messenger RNA, 1122 nt
Organism: Phytophthora sojae
Lineage: Eukaryota; Oomycota; Peronosporomycetes; Peronosporales; Peronosporaceae
Exons: 5
Coding region: 1-1122 (373 amino acids)
Source: RefSeq, a predicted model, not a curated record
AUGUGCCCGUACGGACGUGACGACACCGGCAAGACGUUCUUGAAAUCCAUUGCGCACGUGCUACGCCAUCUACCAACCUCGACGCGCUUCCUGAAGCACCCGUUCUCAAACCGCGACAUGCUCGUCGCGGUCCUGGAUGGCCACGUCACGCUCGUCUUCCAGCUCGAUUACGUGAGCGCUGGGACAGUGGACUUGGGCGUUCGCGGGCUCUCGCCGCUACCCCUACACGCGACGUAUUUCCAGCCGCGCCGCGAGAGACGUGGCCUGAAACUCGCCGAUUCCUCCAAGUCGCCGAUACGCGUCGCGCCCCGCCGGAGUUCAUCGGUGUGGCGCAUUACGGACAAGGGUGAGAUGCUCAACAAGGAGUCGAAGCUUGACGCACUUGGUCUCUCACGACGCUUCCAGCGUCGCGCGCUUGCUCGACGCCGCCAGGGCUUGACGCGCGCGGUCGCGCUCGGCGAAAGCUACGCCGCGUUGCUGCUCCACAGCUACGAAGGAUUGCUGCGCUUGAUCACAUUCCGCCACGACGACGAUGCCAGCAGUCUCGAGGUUGCCCGUGUCGGGCCCGCCCUCCUCUACGUAGAUGCCCUCAGCGCGAGCCAUGAUGCUCGAAAGGCGACGAAGCGGACGGCGACGACAAAAAUGCAACGAAUGGAGAUGCGGCCACAGAGCGGGGCAGGUACUGCAACGACACACCCACCUGGGGAGUGCGCGUGCGUGGCACGGGGUUUAGGGUUGACGGGUUUGGGGGAAACGGGCGCGCUGGUCGGUCCGUCGGAUGAUUACGCGUCGCACUGGAUUCUGGCACCGUGUCUCACGGACCAUCACCCACGCCGACUUUCCGUCGAGCUCGGCCCUGCGUCGCGCCCAUCAAUCCGCAUCGCGUUCAUCAGCCGCGUCGAGGUCCAUCACUCGCGUCCGCCGACAUCCAUCUCGGCGCCUUCUUCCUCCGGCGCCCGGCGUGCCCACUUCUUCGCGGGAUUGGACGCGUCGGGUUUGUGCGAGGACGAACUCCGCGAUUUCUGCGAGGCCGCUACUCCACACAGCGUACGGAACCCCGGUGCACAUGCCGGCUUCAGACCAAGCGUCGCCGUCGGCGACGUCCCUCGUCGCGUUUACUGA